AUGGCUGCUGCUUCACUUUCUGCAAAUCAAGCUGUACUCGGAACUUCCUUUUAUGGAGGUUGGGGAAAUCCAAUCUCCGGCGAGCAUUACCACAACAUGCUCGCCAAAACAACCGCGCCAGCGCAACAAGCUCGAGUCUCAAGAAAACUCAUCAGAGUACAACCGAUGAUGAAGAAUGUCAACGAAGGCAAAGGCUUAUUCGCCCCUCUCGUUGUUGUCACUCGCAACAUAGUAGGCAAGAAGAGGUUUAAUCAGCUUAGAGGCAAAGCCAUUGCUUUACAUUCUCAGGUGAUUACAGAGUUCUGUAAAUCUAUAGGAGCUGAUGCAAAACAGAGACAAGGAUUGAUUAGGCUUGCUAAGAAGAAUGGAGAGAGGCUUGGCUUCCUCGCUUGA
This is a messenger RNA of Thlaspi arvense, 393 nucleotides long. The record is from the annotation of a GenBank genome assembly. NCBI's taxonomy places the organism in Eukaryota, Viridiplantae, Streptophyta, Magnoliopsida, Brassicales, Brassicaceae.